Molecule: messenger RNA, 1139 nt
Organism: Paramecium primaurelia
Lineage: Eukaryota; Ciliophora; Oligohymenophorea; Peniculida; Parameciidae
Source: the annotation of a GenBank genome assembly
AUGAGGAAAGUGAAGUUAAAUUAAAGUCUCUUUAAUUACCAUCAAUUAAAUAAAAUCAUAAAGUAAUUGGGGCUACUGAACUUGAAUAAAUUAGAUCUCAUAUAAAUAUUAGUGAAGGUUGAAACUGACUAACAAGAUAUUUAGUCAAAGGGGAUAAUUAUUCAAACAACGAUUUUUAGUGUACGCAUUAUGAAGUCAAAAAUGCUUAUGAGUGAAAAUGAGAUGAAAGAUUAAAGAAUGAUGGUUUGAAAAGAUAAUUAGAGGAGUAAGCAUAAUUAGAGAAGACUCAAUAAAAAGAUUAAUUAAAAAGAGAAACUUAUAUUGUCUUAGCAAAAUAACAUAAUGAGAUGAUAGAGAAAUACUUUAAGUAAUUUACAAAAUUGUAAGAAGUAGGAUAAUUAAUUAAUAAAAAGAUAAUAAGUAAAAGAGAAAGAAUAAGAAAAAGAGUAUCUAUGAAUAAGUUGAAGAAAUAAAAACUAUUAGCAGAAAGAAAGAAAUUUAUGAAUGUCAAAUAAUCAAUAUAGGAUGAUGAAUUAAAAUUAUUAAAAAAGAGGAUAAGGAUAGAGAUCAUUUUGAAAAUAAAAAGGAAAGAGUUCUAGAAAUGAGAAAAUAAAGGGUAAAUCUAAUUUAAUUUAUUAGAAAGCUUAAAAAUUAGAACAUUAAAUGUAACUUAAAUAAAAGAUAUAUGAUAUGAGAGUUGUUUAAUUGAAAGAAUAAGAAGAUAAUUAUAUGUAAAGAGUUAAAAGCAUGCAGAAGAAUUAUAAAGACAUGAGGAAGAAGUAGCAAGACAAAAAGAGUAGGAGUAGAUAUAAAUGAUAAAAAAAGGAAAUACCUUUAGAUUAAGAUAAUUGAAACUUUAGGAAGCCUUCAAAGAGAAAGAAAAAGUUGAUGCAAUAAAAGAAUAGGUACUAAAAAUAAAUGCAUUACAAUAAUAUCUGUAUGAGAAGAAUAAUAAAAAGAAAUUCUUAGGAAACGUAAUAAAGAAUUAUAGGAUUAUUAUUAAAAAUAUAAAUAACAUUAUGAUUAUUAAAUUAAGGAAAAAAACAAAAUUAGCUAGAAGAGAUUAGUAUAUGAAUGAACAUAAAGAAUCAAAAUAAAUAGAAUUAAGAGCUUAAUAAGAUAGAGAUAUAUCUUUAUGA